GGGACCAUCCCAACAUCAUCAGCCUCCUUGACGUGGUCCGGGCAGAGAACGACAGGGACAUUUACCUGGUGUUUGAGUUUAUGGACACUGACCUGAACGCAGUCAUCCGGAAGGGCGGCCUGCUGCAGGACGUCCACGUGCGCUCCAUCUUCUACCAGCUCCUGCGGGCCACCCGGUUCCUCCACUCGGGGCAGGUUGUGCACCGGGACCAGAAGCCGUCCAAUGUGCUCCUGGAUGCCAACUGCACAGUGAAGCUGUGUGACUUUGGCCUGGCCCGCUCCCUGGGCGACCUCCCUGAGGGGCCUGAGGACCAGGCCGUGACAGAGUACGUGGCCACACGCUGGUACCGAGCACCGGAGGUGCUGCUCUCUUCGCACCGAUACACCCUUGGGGUGGACAUGUGGAGUCUGGGCUGUAUCCUUGGGGAGAUGCUGCGGGGGAGACCCCUGUUCCCGGGCACGUCCACCCUCCACCAGCUGGAGCUGAUCCUGGAGACCAUCCCACCGCCAUCUGAGGAGGACCUCCUGGCUCUCGGCUCAGGCUGCCGUGCCUCUGUGCUGCACCACCUGGGGUCCCGGCCACGACAGACGCUGGAUGCCCUCCUACCGCCAGACACCUCCCCAGAGGCCUUGGACCUCCUUAGGCGACUCCUGGUGUUCACCCCGGACAAGCGGUUAAGUGCGACCCAGGCACUGCAGCACCCCUACGUGCAGAGGUUCCACUGCCCCAGCGACGAGUGGGCACGAGAGGCAGAUGUGCGGCCCCGGGCACACGAAGGGGUCCAGCUCUCUGUGCCUGAGUACCGCAGCCGCGUCUAUCAGAUGAUCCUGGAGUGUGGAGGCAGCAGCGGCACCUCGAGAGAGAAGGGCCCGGAGGGUGUCUCCCCAAGCCAGGCACACCUGCACAAACCCAGAGCCGACCCUCAGCUGCCUUCUAGGACACCUGUGCAGGGUCCCAGACCCAGGCCCCAGAGCAGCCCAGGCCAUGACCCCGCCGAGCACGAGUCCCCCCGUGCAGCCAAGAACGUUCCCAGGCAGAACUCCGCUCCCCUGCUCCAAACUGCACUCCUAGGGAAUGGGGAAAGGCCCCUUGGGGCGAAGGAAGCGCCCCCCUUGACACUCUCGCUGGUGAAGCCAAGCGGGAGGGGAGCUGCGCCCUCCCUGACCUCCCAGGCUGCGGCUCAGGUGGCCAACCAGGCCCUGAUCCGGGGUGACUGGAACCGGGGCGGUGGGGUGCGGGUGGCCAGCGCACAACAGGUAAGCCCGGCCCAGUCUGCCCCCAUCCCCUCAUCCUCCUUUCCCCUUUCCCCCUGCUUUUCCCUCCCUUCCCCAUGCUUCCCAUUGCCCCUCCAAUGUCCAGUUCAAAUCUCUCGAGGACCUCAAGGCCUCCCCUCCACUGCACCCCCUCUGAUGGCCCCUUUAUGUGACCCUCAACUGUACACAGGUCCCUCCCCGGCUUCCUCCGGGGGCCCGGCCCGGCCGGAGGAUGUUCAGCACCUCUGCCUUGCAGGGUGCCCAGGGGGGUGCCAGGGCUUUGCUUGGAGGCUACUCCCAAGCCUACGGGACUGUCUGCCACUCUGCACUGGGCCACCUGCCCCUGCUGGAGGGGCACCAUGUGUGAGCCGCCCUACUCCCUUCACCUGGCCCUCUGUUCCUGCCCCAGCCCCUUCCCCAGAUCCCUCUCCAGUCUCCUGCACCCCUUAGCCCUCCCUGCUUUGCCUGGCCACGAUGAAGUUCCAGGGAGCUUGCCUGGGUCUCCUCGGGGGAGCAGAUGAGGGCCCUGCCCCCGCCCCACUGACUUCCUCCAAUAAAGUCAUGUCUGCCCCCAA
Messenger RNA from Pan troglodytes (chimpanzee), 1828 nucleotides. RefSeq names its product mitogen-activated protein kinase 15 (gene MAPK15). The record is from RefSeq and is a predicted model, not a curated record. NCBI's taxonomy places the organism in Eukaryota, Metazoa, Chordata, Mammalia, Primates, Hominidae. Gene Ontology annotation, molecular function: protein kinase activity; ATP binding. Gene Ontology annotation, biological process: protein phosphorylation. The transcript has 10 exons. Bases 81 to 1703 code for a protein of 540 amino acids.